Theileria equi strain WA is the source of this 1209-nucleotide messenger RNA. RefSeq lists its product as hypothetical. The transcript has a single exon. The record is from RefSeq and is a predicted model, not a curated record. The coding region runs from base 1 to 1209 and encodes 402 amino acids. Lineage: Eukaryota; Apicomplexa; Aconoidasida; Piroplasmida; Theileriidae.
AUGAAUUCUCGUAAUAACCUCAAUGGAGAGCCAGCGCCACAACCUCAAAUAUGGCAAAAUGGAGGGUUGACUUUACUAAGGAGGGAGGUCCCUCAUCUGUUUGAUGUACCGAUAAGGUUAUGUAGGAUUGUACUUACCAUCUUUUUAUCUGAUAGUGAUGAAGAUGAGGAUUCCACUCCCCAAGAUGAUUCUAAUGGAAGGACACUUGGAGAUAUGCGGGGUUCUAGUGGUACCAUAGGGAGUCCUGUCUCAGCCUCGGCAUCCGCUCCUACUCUCGAGAAUGAAGGUCCUACCUUGUCUACUUCUCAAGUCCAUCCCGGAAAUAACGGGGAUCAUUACCUCAGAGUCAGGGGUAAUGAUGAGUUGCUACACAGUAACGACGCUGAAUCUACUGAUGAAGAGGACGAGUUUUUCCUGGCCAGUGAGACCUUUGAUGAUGAUUCGGAUGACGACCAAUAUACACUUGCAAAUGAAACUAAUGAAGAGCUGGACAGCUUAUAUGACAUUGGAAAUUCCAUAAGCGAAGAAUACGACGCGGUAAUUAGAGAACUAGAACUGGGAUUUGAAGCUUCACUUUUGGCGGAAGCACUAGCAGACAUUCCAGAUAAUAGUGAACUACAGCUAACCAUCGAGUUUGAAUAUCCUGAUAUUGUUAACUUUUUGAACGAUAUUUCAGAUGACGAGGAUAUCGAGGUAGAAGUAGUUUCGGAUACUUUCCAACAGGAUCCUUUUGAAAACUACACAUCCACACUCCCGACUCCUGUUGAAAACCCAGUCACACUGGAGCUUUCAAACCCUAAUGAGAGGGAAAUCAACCUUUUAAAGGGUGAAUACAAUGGAAUACAUGAGAAGGAAUACACUCCUAUAGGAGAGAGAAACAUUGUCUCCAUACGAGAGAAUUGUAGAUGUAUUUGGAACGGAGCUUUGGGUGAAGCUUGCCAGCGAGUAAUUCUCUACAAAAGGGACAGGGAUGUGCUCAUUUGUCUAGAACUUACUACACCAAAUGGUUCUGAAAAGAGGUUCCUAGAAAAACAAAACCUUGGAUUUAUGAGAAUUUCAGAGAGUGAAUUUAGAACAAAGCUCGACGAAAUGAGGAAUCAGCCCAGAGAGACCACUGAAGCAGAACAUCCAAACCCAGAACCAAUCGCAGAAGAGUCAGUUGUAUCUACAAGCACAGCCGAGGAAGCCUCUACUUCAGAACAGGCAUAA